AUGGAGAAGGAAAAUAAAAUAGGAAAAGCAGAACUUGUAAUAUGGGUAAAAAAAUUACUCAAGAGAAAAAAUUUUGAUUUCAAGGAUCUGAAAGAUGGAACUGUCUAUUUGGAACUAUUCGAGUUUAUAUGGCCACAAGUGAUGAAAAAAUAUAAAGGAUAUAUAAAUUUAAAACCUAUGACUGAUGAGGAUAAAGCCAUAAAUUGGAAAAUUAUAAAAAAUGUCCUUAAUGAUGUACAUAUUGAUUGUAACUUUAUAUAUUUUGAAAAUUUUGGUAUAGAAAAUUUUAAUAGCUCUUACCAGUCCUUAAUUAUUUUAUUUUUUCUUUAUUCUUUAGUUAAACAUCAUGAAUGUGAUUUUAUUUUAGCAUACCCUGUUCACAAAAGAUUAACAGAUUUUAUGGCAAGUGAAGAACCAUUAAGUUGCCUUGUAAAGGCUGGUAGUGUAAAACUUCCUAAGGAGAUGAUGGAAAAUUAUUCCAAUUAUCUUCAAGUAAAUAAUACAACAAUAAAAACUGAUCAUGAUAAAUAUAAUUUCUAUACAAAGAAAGAACUAUCUACAUGUGACACCUCCAAAUGUACACGACAAUCCCAAUAUCAUCAUCCUGUUGUGAAGGUAUUACAAACACCCUCUAGCAUAAGCCCAACGUGGUUAAAUUCGUCAAAUUCAAAAGAAUUUGUUUCAACUUCAGUAGAUACCUGUGACGUGAAUCGACACAUAUCAUUUGUAAAUCAUAAAAAUAAUAGUUCUCUUUCCAUGAUCAGAGGAAGUUCUAUUGGUAGGGGUAUCAAUGCUUUUGAAAACUUCUCUCGUGGAACUUUAGAAAGAAGAGACAUUAAUAUAGCACCAGAUGUCAUGAAAAAGCAUGAAAAUGAUGACAUACACAAUAACCCUUUCUCUGUAACAACAAUGACAAAUGAACUAGAAUUCGAAUACGAAUACGAAUACAAAAAUCAGAUAUGUCAAAAGGGUAUAGACAAAAUGGACACACAUGAAAAAGAAGCCAAAGAAAAAGACAUAAGCAGAAUGGACACACAUGAAAAAUACAUGGGAUGGAACUCACCUAGAGGCAUUAACAGACAAUAUGAGAAUUUUGAGAGAAAAAACACAUCAUACAGUUUUGAUAAAAUCUGCGUUCCUCCACGCAGCAACUUUUUUAAGUACUUCAAAACGAAAGUAGAUCCAACUGCAAUUACAAAAACUGAACCCUGUGAAAAGAGUAAAAAUGUAUUGUCUUCUAUUCCCACUUUACAUUUUUCUAAAUUUCCAAAUAUAAACGGCAGGAAUUAUUUAGAUGAUUCUAAACCUACAUGCGCUAAUCUAAAGAAAGGAACAGAAGCAUGGUGUCAAACAGAUGUUGAUCCUGUUCUUAAUUUCUUACUCAACUGUGAUUACUUGAAAACAUUAGAAAUUAUAUGGAAUGAUAAAAAUCAAAAAAUAAAAGGUGAUUCUUUCAUUUUUUUCUUAAAAGCACAAAUCAAAGUGUAUAAGAAAGAACUGCAUCUAAAGGAGAAAGAAUUAGAACUAGUUCAACAAAUAAAAAAAAAAGAAAUGGAAGAUACUAAAGCAGUAUAUUAUACUGAACUAACGAAGCUGCGAGAGAAAUAUGAAGCUGAAACUUUUUGCAUAAAACAGAAACAUUUAGAAAAUAUUGCUACAGUGAGGAAACAUUUCGAAUCCAAAUUAAGCAACAUAGAAGAAGAUAUAACAUUAGAUUUGGAUAUCCUCAACUGUCAAAAUAAAAAUUCUCAUCGCCCACAUGUUUUUGUUGAGCAAUUGGGAUGGAACAAAAUACAAGAAAAUGAGAAAAGUGACCUCAGUAAUAAAUCUACAAAUGAAUCCACAAAUGAAUCCACAAAUGAAUCCACAAAUGAAUCCACAAAUGAAUCCACAAAUGAAUCUACAAAUGAAUCCACAAAUAAAUCCACAAAUGAAUCCACAAAUGAAUCCACAAAUAAAUCGACAAAUGAAUCCACAAAUAAAUCGACAAAUGAAUCUACAUAUAAAUCUACAUAUAAAUAUAGACAAGAUACACAAAAUGCACCACACAGUGCAACGCAAAACGAGGAUGCACGGAUCAAGUAUGACGAGGAAGAUAAAUACAUGCACAAUUUUUUAUUCGAGAGUUUGUAUUUAAAUGGACUUGAAAAAAUAGAAGACAAGGAAAAGGAAAACUAUAGUGAUGACAUUUCGAAAAAGAAGAACAUCUUAAAUAUCAAUUACCAGGUUCAAAGAAGUGCAGUUAGUGAUCAGGUGGCAAAUGCAGCGCAGAGGGAACUAUCGAGGGAAAUGCCAGGAUUGGAAUCAAACGAAUCUUUAAUAACGACUCAAAGCAUAGGUAAACAGAAUAUAUCAAUAUCCAAGUAUGAAGACAAUACAAAAAUGAACAUCCAGUCUGCUAUUCAUAAAAUAAAAUGCCUUAUGUACGAAAAAAACAUGGAACAUGCACUCAAUAAUGAACAUAUAAAAGGAGAAAUAAUAACUAUGAGAAAUGCAGUAAAUGAAUUCAAGUGUGAAAAAGAAAACGAAUUUAAUUUAUUAAAAGAAAGUAAUCAGAUAAUAAAAGAACUGUUGCAAUGGAUUGAUAAAGAUAAAGAAAAGGUUAAGGAUAAAGAUGUAUCCCCUAAAGGCAACGAUACCAUUUCAUGUAUAGAAAAAGUGCAAAAUGGAAUAUAUGAGAUGAUAAAAAAUAAAAAUUGUUCCAUGAAAAAAGAUGAAGUGAUAAAAAUACUUGAUGGCAGUUCACUAAUUCGAUUGCUGAUCCAUGUGGUAUCCAUGCUAAAAUUAGAAAGAAUAAAAUGUCAAUUUAUGGAAAUGCAAAGAGGAAAAAGUGCUUGUGUAGAACAUUACAUGGAUAAUGAAAGGGCAGGUGCAAAACUAACGCACAGAAGGAACGAACAAAUGAACGAAAAAACGAGCGAAAAAACGGGCGAAAAACAACCUGUUGGGCAAGGAGAAAUAGAAGAGGAUACUACCUUUAUGCUUUAUGAAACUCCUAGCAAUGAAAUAAAAAAAAUAGAGAGAGAAAUGGAAAUCGAGGGAUACAUAAAAAAAAUUGAAAAAAAAAAUAAAAGACUACUGUGCAUUAAUGAACAUUAUAAGAAGAAAUUAGAACAUAUGCAAAUAUGGACAAAAGAUCUUGAAAAAUUUAAGUCAAAGUGUAAAAAAUUUAACACUCAAAAUGGAAGCCAUACUUUUGCAAAUCAGAUAGGUGCAAGGAUUAUGCAAGAAUUCCCGACAACUCUUAAUUUAAAUAACUUUUCAGGAAAGACGAACUCAUUAGCACUCAUCACCCCUGGACAAUUUUCCACCAAAAAAUCGACUGAUGAAAAAUCGUCUCCAGAUAAAAAUCAUCCUGAACGUUUCUCAUUCGAAUCUACAUCGUCUGUCCCCAUUUCUUCACUUCCCUGUGCACAACCAUUCCUGUGGUCAUCAGAAUUUUAUUUGAAAUCCUUUGAUGAAGAUAAUGAUAGAGAUGUACAACUCAUGUAUCUUUUGAAAAUUUUGGGUAGAUGUGAAGACAACGAAGAUUCAUUAAUUUUGCAAAAUGGAGAAUCAUUGAUGAGAUGCAAAGAACAUGAUAAUGGAAGUGAGGAAAAAGACAACAAAAAAGGAAAAGAAAGAGUGGGUUCAGCAAACUUAGAUAACGAAUUAGAUUAUUACAGUGAAAAUAAAAUGAAACAAUGGUGUGUUACAGACGAAGAAAUAAUCCAUGGAAGAAUAUUCAAUUCGAAAAAACAAAAUAAUUUGAAUGCUUUUCUUUCAACAAGUCAAGGUGAUCUCAAUAAAAGUUGUUACACUCAAAGGCUUUUAAAAAAAGAAUUAACAUACAUGUUUUGGACAAUCCUUGGAGAUAUUUACAAAUAUAGAAAUAUUAUACUAGAAGCAUGUAACUAUAUGUACAACUUCAACUGUAUGAUGAAUAAGUACAUUUUAAAAAAUGAAAAAAUGAUUAAGGAUGAAAGAAUAAAAUUUCAAAAUGCAUGGAAUGAUAAAGAAAAUAUUUAUAUAGCAGAAAAAUAUAAAUGGAGACAAAUCAUUGGAACAAACAAAUUGAAAAUGGAAAUGUAUAAAGACAAAUAUCUUGAAUUACAAAAUGACAAUGAAAAGGAAAGGAAAAAUUUCCUAUUCUUAACCAAUCUCUGUCACGAACAAGAAAGUGUAAAGUAUAAAAACACGAUUCUCAAACUUAGGAAAGUGGAUCACAACUAUAAAAUACAAAAAUUAAGAGAAAAACAAUGGGUUCAACUCACCAAAUUGCUUAUAACCGAAUUGAUAAAUUCAUCAGAAAGUAAUCAAAAUGAGAUUAAAAAUAUGUGGCUGGAAAUUAUUGCAACCAUGCAAAUAAACUGUGAAAAGGAGAAUCUGUCUAGAGACACUUACGAGGUCAACAAAUCCAAUGGAUUAAGUUGGCCCCAAUUCAAUGAUGAAUACAUAUCUAGUAAUGCAUAUUCAAGUGAAAUUGUAAACAAUUCAAGUUUGACAUCACUAAGGAAACACAACAUACCUGAUAGAGAAAAUCCACAAAAAAUUCAACAAGAAAAAACAAAUAAAAUGAGGAAAGAAAUAAUAAACAAAAACACUCCAAAUGAAAACAUCCAAAUAAGUAAAACAAAUCUUAACCACAUUAAGAAACAAAUUAGUACCACAAUCGACUCACAAAAAAAAAAAAAAUUAAGAUCUUCAUCAAACAUAUGGAGAAAAAAUAUGCACACAAAAGAGAGAAAAAACAACAGGUACUCUAAAAAUAAUGCAAUGAAUAAUCAUAAUUCUAGCUCUUCCACUCCUGUGAACCAUACAAAAAAUAAUAAAAAUAAAGAUGAAAGUAUACGAAGCAAAACGAACUAUUACAAAGACGAUUGUUUUAAUGAAAUUCAAUCGAACUACUACAAGAAGGAUUUUAAUACAUUCUUGAAUUCUGUACAAAAUAGCCAUAUUUUUAACACCUCUUCUAUACAUGAUGCAGAUGUUCUUGAAUUUAAUGAAGAGGUUAUUCCUGAACUGUUGAGCAGUAAAGAAAAUUCGAUAAAAAGUGAUAGUCAUAGUGGAACUGACAUAAACGUGAAUGAAGAACAGUUCACCAUUCAGCAUGUUUCCAAUACAGCUUCAAGCGGUGCAUCUGCAGUUUACGAGCGGUUGGAUGAACCAGAUGAAAUGGAUAAGAAUCCAGGAGCUAGUGAAAAUUGGGUAACAACAUUGAGACUUAUGGCUAAGGAGUCGUGCAUCAUGUUCCAAGGUACUUUAGAGCUAAAGGAAAAAGAGAUAAUUGAAAAGAAAAAAAAAAUUUAUUGCCUGGAAGAAAAACUAAGAGAAAUGAAGAAAGAGAAACAGAAUCAGAAAAAUCAGUACACAUGUCUGGAAGAACAACAAAGUGAUUUAAACAAUAGGUUAAGCUCUUUUAGUGAUAUAAUAUCCAAUUUAAAUGAUCAAAUAUUCAAAUUAAAUAGAGACAAAAUAUAUCUUGAAAAUAGAAAUUUAACAAAGCAACAAGAACUGAACACCAUUUUAAGAAAUUAUCAAAAUACGAUAAAAUUAAUAAAAAAUCAAUUAAAAAAAAAUCCCUCUGUGUUGUUCUUAUUAGACACAUUAACUGAUGCUGAUAAGGAAAUCAUUCUAGAGUUGGCAAACGAAAAUGAAAACCAUGACGAAGAAGACAUCACCUUUUCUCUUCACAUGGAUAAUAAUACAGGAUUAACAAAAAAAAAGAAUUCUGCAAAUGGACACAUUGAAGGAUUUAGGAGUACAAAUGAAGCAUCAAAGUUGAUGUCCAAUUUGAGCGGAAUAAAAAUUUCAACACCAGAAGCUGAUAAAUGUGAAAAUAGUACUGAUUUUUCUCUGACCAAUUUUAUAAACGAUAUCGGAUGGGGUAAUUAG
Molecule: messenger RNA, 5874 nt
Organism: Plasmodium gonderi
Lineage: Eukaryota; Apicomplexa; Aconoidasida; Haemosporida; Plasmodiidae
Product: calponin homology domain-containing protein
Exons: 1
Coding region: 1-5874 (1957 amino acids)
Molecular function (GO): protein binding
Source: RefSeq, a predicted model, not a curated record